Molecule: messenger RNA, 835 nt
Organism: Cutaneotrichosporon oleaginosum
Lineage: Eukaryota; Fungi; Basidiomycota; Tremellomycetes; Trichosporonales; Trichosporonaceae
Biological process (GO): endoplasmic reticulum to Golgi vesicle-mediated transport
Cellular component (GO): TRAPPIII protein complex; TRAPPI protein complex; TRAPPII protein complex
Source: RefSeq, a predicted model, not a curated record
UCAAGCUCCAGUCAGCUCCAGUCAGCUCCAGUCGUCACCCUUCCCUCCCUCCUCUUUCACCAUGUCUGCAGGUCCCGCAACUCCUGCAAGCGCAUCUCUCUACUCGUCCUACUCGGCAAACACAUCCUCCUCAACCAUCGCCGCUCAACAGCGUCUCGCAUCCACCUCGAGGCACUCCCCUCACCCCUCCCUCCCCCCCAUCGCCAGCGCCAACAUCCUCGAUCGUCCCCUCAACCGCACACGCGCUUCAGAGGUAUCGCUUGCAGCAUGGGCGUUCAUGCUCGCAGAGAUCAUCUCGUACUCUCAAUCCCGAGUCGACAGCGUCAACGACCUCGAGAAGCGACUCUCAGCUCUAGGAUAUGAAGCUGGGCAACGCAUUCUUGCUCUUCUGUUGUUGCGGCAGGCGCAGGGCAACAACAUGAAGGAUCCACGCCGAGAACACCGUCUCAUCCCAAUUCUCCAGUUUGUCCACACCCAGGUUUAUCGGUACUGCUUUGGAAGGACAGCCGACGGUCUUGAGCGCAGCGUCGAGGGCGAAGACGAGUACAUGAUCACAAUGAACCAGCCGCCCUUGACACAGCACAUCUCGGUGCCAAAGGACAUGGGCGGGCUAAGCUGCGAGGCUUUCACAGCCGGUAUCGUCGAGGGCGUACUAGAUGGACUCGAUGUGCCUGCGCGCGUUACUGCCCACACCGUUGCCACCGACCAGUUCCCCCAACGGACUGUCAUCUUGGUCAAGCUCGACCAGCGCGUGAUGGAUCGCGAGGCGACAAUGGGCAAGUAGCCCACCCUCGCGCCUGCAUGAUGCCGCCAUAAGUGGAACCUGACAGGACGC